AUGAGAUAUCUUUGCAAUCUCAACGUCUACAUCACGGUCGAAGCCGCAACCCUCAUCGGACUCACCUUGAUCGCCCUCACUUCAUACCUCUACACCACAAUCAUGAUGGCGAGGAGAAGAAGAUCUGGCGCCGCGAAGCUCGCUGGCUCGGGUGCGGCUCCCGCGAAGAGGGAUUCCGACAACAGGCCGGAGAAUUCCCCCUACGGCAGCCCCGCCUGCACCGUCCCCUUCGCCAGCCCGCUCAAUGUGCCGCUGGACAUCCUCAGGAAGAGCCCCAAGCUCCAUGCCGCCUAUGAGAGCCGCCUCCCGGAGCUCCCGACCAUUCCCCAGGACGUCGGCCAUGUGCUCGUCCACUACCUCCACACCGGCACAUACAGCUCGCUCAAGCCGAGGCCGACAGAGACCAUGUCUAAGCAGGUAUGCGAGCUCAAGACCAGCAUACAGGCGUACGCCGCCGCGAGGGCAUACGAUCUCCCGGAUCUGAUGCGCCUUGCCGAGGCCAAGAUCGACAAGUUCGGCAGGAACCUGCCUCUCCCCACCCUUCUUGAGGUGGCCCGGGAUGCGUACCCGUCCUUGACCGAGGGGGACGCCUGGUUCCUCGACUAUCUCCGGGCCCGCAUCCGCCCCCACCUCAAGGACCCACAAACGUUGAUGGGGUCGAACCUGCUCGACCAGAUCAGCGGUAUCCUCUCGCCCAACCGGGUUCUCCUCCGGACCGUUCUCGAGCUGUUCUGCGAGAGGAUCGCCGUCCGGCCCGACUCUGCCCCCGCCGCUGGCGCGAGCGCCAUCGCGAGCCCCGUCACCAGCCCGGGCAGCUCCAGGCCCGUCACCCCUCUCACCCAGCCGCCUGCCUCGCCCAGGUCGCUCCUCGAGAUGAGGUCGAGAUCCGUCGUCCGCGAGGACGUCACGCCUGUUCGCAAGAACAAGAAGACGGCGCUGGGGCAAUCCCUCGACAACCCAUCGGAGUCGUCCAUGUCCCCUGAGCCGGAGACAGCCCCUCCCACGUUUGAGGUGAAGCCGGUGCCCGAGCCGACCCCCGCGGCCGCGCCGUACCCGGAGUUGGGACCCGUCAUCUUCGACGUCAUGCCCUCGCCGCAGCCCCCAAUCAAGUCGGCGGCUGUGCCUGAACUCGGUUCCGGGGCCGAGGCCAGGUCUUUCCCUGACUCGGAGCUCGUCAACAUCGCCAUCGAGCCCGAGACCAAGGUCGAGUCUGAGGCCCAGCCUGAGUUCAAGACCGCCGUUGAGCCCGAGGUUGAGCGCAUCUCCGAGCGCGAGGUCGACAUUGCCAUCGAGCCUGAGACCAAGGUUGAGGAUGAGGCUGAAGCCAAGCCUGCCCCCGAAUCCGAACUCAAGAUUGCCAUUGAGCCCGAGGUCAAGGCUGAGGUUGAUGACGAGGCUGAGCCUGAGGGUGGGGUUAGGCUUGUUGAGGACUCAAAGGAAGAGGCCUCUGCUGAGGUUGUCGAGGCUGCGGUCAAGGCUGCUGUCGAGACUCCUCUUGAGGCCCCUGUCGAGACCGCUGUCGAGACCACUGUCGAGGCUCCGGUCGAGGCUGCCGUGGAGGGGCCCGUUGAGGUCCCCCGUGACAUCCUUGUGGAGACCGCCGCCGAGGCUGAGACCAAGAAGGAGGAGGAGGCUGUCCCCGAGGAGGUCGCCGUUGUUCAGCGGGAGCGGAAGGAUUCCGGCAAGGGUAUCGACCUGGAGCCUCUCCCCAAGGAACUCGAGGCUAUCCCCGAGCACGUGCCCGAGGUCGAGGUCGAGUCUAAGGCUCAGCCUCAGCUUCGGCCUGCGGUGUUUCGGGAGGCUGACUCGGGUUUCUGGGACGGUCCCGAGGUUGACUCCGCAAAGGAGCCCGCUCCCUCGGUCGUCGAGCUCGAGUCCACGGCUGAGCUGACUUCCGAGCCCGCCCACGAGCUUGACGCGACUACCGGCCCGAAGGACGCCCCUGGCAUCGACACCCGCGACUUCGCUGGCGCCGACGAGGAUGUCAAGAACGACGCUGACAAGGACGCCGAGGUCGAGGUUGUUGACGCGCCGAAGGAGACCGUCCCCGAGACCGUCCCCGAGACCCUCUCCGCUCAGGGAGAAUCCUCGGAGACACUCGUCGACACCCCGGCUAAGGACCUCGAGUCCGAGCCUGAGCUUGCACCCCUGCCGAUCAAGUCGGUCGAGAGGGCCCCGGAGCAGCUUGACGACGCUGCGAGCCUUGCGCCCGAGAUCACCCCCGCCCAGGAGCAGACUGAGAUGGACAAGAGCAAGGAAGUCGAGGCACAGCCGGAGCCAGAGAAGGUUCAGGAGGAGACCGUCGAGCCUGAAGUGGUGGCGAAGCAAGAGUCCGAGCCCCAGGCGUCCUCGUCGGACACUGUCCCUCUUUCCGACGAUGCUGAGCCCGCUGGGCCCGCUGACGCCAAAGCGACUGAGCCCAGCGUCGAGCAGGGGUCGGAGCCCGCCGCGAAGAAGGGACUCCAGCGCGCCAACACCGACUCGGCCCUCCUCGCCUCCAGCCGUGGAGCUGACACCGUCGAAUCCGCGCCUGCUGUCGGGGCCGAGUUCGUUCCGGAGCAGGAAGGCGCAAAGGCCGAGGCGGAUGCCCAGCCCUGCAGCGCUCAGGUGAGGCAGCGGGGCUGGAAGAAGCGGUUCCUGAGCCUCCGGUACCCGGUGCUCUUCGGCCGGGGCAUGUGA
Molecule: messenger RNA, 2679 nt
Organism: Chaetomium fimeti
Lineage: Eukaryota; Fungi; Ascomycota; Sordariomycetes; Sordariales; Chaetomiaceae
Exons: 3
Coding region: 1-2679 (892 amino acids)
Source: RefSeq, a predicted model, not a curated record